CGCGUUGGCUGGCGCGCUGGAUCUGCUGUUGGGGGGGCCCAGUCAGAGCCUGUCGUGUUAAACGGUCGGUUCGGGGAACAUUCCCACCACGAGUAGCUGCGGUCUGUGUGGCGUCGUGCGAAAUUCAUCCUUGUUGCGUUGUCGUAAUCGCGUAGUUUGUCGCUCGUUCCGGUGACAGAGUCUCACACGGAUUUCCCACGGGGGUUUCCACGGGAGUUUAUUUUUGCAUUCAAUUCCCGGCACCGGCUGUGAUUUGGAAUCCGGGCAAAGCGUGCGGUUUAUUUUUUUCUUGUGUUUUCUUCUGCACGUUAACCUGAAUUCCCCGGGGAGGUAGUUGUACUUUUUGCGGCUGGAAGCGGAUGAUUUGUGACAGUACGCUUUUCGGCGGGGUGUUCCGUAGUGGUUAGCGUUCCACUAAAUGCUCCCGGGGACUGACAGCCGGACCGAUGAGAGUGGUAAACAAGAAAUGUGACAGGAAGCGAAAUAUUCAGUCGUUGUUUUUGUGCGUCCGAUGGGAUUAGUGGAGUGGAAAGAAAAACAAGAUAUCAACGAAGGUUGGUGGAAAGCGUUAGGCGAGAAGGAAAGCAAAAAAAAAAAAGAGACGCCACUCAUCCGGAUUCGGUUGCCACUGCUGAGCGAGGGUGGAGUGUUUCUGAAAGUUGUACGGCUAGAUUGCCAUUGUUUUUUUAUUCAAGUCUAACGCUUGCGACGGUGGAAGUUUUCCCGGCAGUCAAAGUUUUUAUUUUCUGUUUUGUGUCGUCUGUAACGACAGUAGAGCCGGUUAAAAAAUUCAUCUGAUUAUCCAAUUUGAAUGUGUUUGUGUACAGAAACGAGAAAAAAUGUAAGCCAUUUUUUCGGUGGAAAACAUGGAUAAAGCCGGUAAUUCCACGUUGAAAAAGCUAACGAGUGUAAAAUUUAUGCGCCUGUGAAUUAUUAUUAGUGGGCUCGAACGGCGCCUGCGGGAGUGAUAAGUAUACGUGACAGCAAUGUAAAUCAACUUUUUACGGCUAAACCAAAGCAAAGCUUUGUGCGAAGAAAACCAAGCAAAAACAUCGGUGAAAUAAUCUAUUUUCCUAGGAAUACAAACCCGGCGGUGGCCAACGCCGACAGAAGGAAUUCCCAAUCUGGAAAAACGUGAAUUACGCUGUUCCACUCUCCAGAACCGGUCAGCAAACACCGUCUGCCGUCGAGAGUGCAGUGAAGUGAGAUUUCGAGUGAAUCCAAGAACUUCGCCGACGACGACGACGUCGUCGUUCCCUUGUUGUCGCGUUUCAAGGUGUUUCAAGGUGUGAAGAGGUUCUACCUGGGAGAAGAGUUUUUCUUCACUCAAACUUGGGAGAAAUUACCGUCCAUUAGUCACAAUCAAGUUCACCCUGAAAGACGGGUGCGGCAAGGUGAAAGAAAACCCCGGAUCAGCCUGACCGCGCGCGCGACCUGGUUGCUGCUGAAGGGGGUGCCGCUGGAAAAUUGUGAUUUAUUUUAUUUACGUUCGUGUAUUCGCGACCCGUGCUUCGGUAGUGUUUCGGGUUUAGAGUCCGUCUUCGGUCACAGCGUCCUCGACAAAUGAGUUUUAAGAAAAGCCGAAGUAUGGCGUGCCGAAAAAACAAAAAGAAAAGCGUGAAAAUAUAUCAUUAUUAAUGCCACUUUUUAUUUUGCCUAAUUUUUUACCUUUCUGCCUUUCCGCUGGCCAGUUGUCGCCUCGUUCAUCAAACACUGAGAACAUGAAAGCGUGGAACACGCGCCGAAGAAGAAGUUUUCCUAAUGAGGGCAAUAAAUCUACGCGAGAGGGGAAAAAGUGUCGCGGCCGUUCCGGAGCGUGUCACCAUAGAAAACAAGCGUCGUCGUAACGAGGUGAUAUUAGUCACGAAACAAGCAGUGUAGGAAAGCCCGGACAACUCCCAAUAAACCAAACCUCGAACGAAAAUGAAUUCCAAAUCACACCAGCAUGGUACCGAAAUCAAAUAAAAUACUUCAUUAAGUGUGUUCUCCUCCUGAUUCGAAGCAGAAACUUUGAGCAAACCACACAAUGAGCAGAACAAAGUCACAACCACUGACGGUAAGGCAAACUUUACCGAUGGCUCUGCUACUAGUGACGUUAAACCAAGUGUUAGCCGAAGCAGAUCCGACGGUGCAUCGGAAAGGAAUUGACCAAGGCCUUGUAGCGGCUGCCACUGCAACAGCUGCAGCGGUAGCAAUAGGAGGAGGAGGAGGAGGAGGUGGCACUCCAGAUAAGUUGGACCGCCCGCUGCAACAUUAUGGCAUCACAGCGCCAUCAUCCACCGGCUUUUCCGGUCAAUCCUCAUCGUCCUCGUCAUCGUCGUCGUCGUCGUCCUCCUCCUCAUCGACAGGAAGUAACGGCCAAAAGCCUUAUUUCGACGACAUCAGCCCGCGGAAUGUAACGACCGUGGUCGACAGUACGGCAAUUCUCAAAUGUCGCGUCAAGUACAAAGGCGACCGAACGGUUUCCUGGAUGCGCAAACGGGACCUUCACAUACUGACGUCGAAUAUCGACACAUACACAGGCGACCAGCGGUUUUCGGUGAUUCACCCGAUCGAUUCGGACGACUGGGACUUGAAAAUCCAAUACGCACAACCGAAAGACAGUGGCAUUUACGAGUGCCAAGUGAACACGGAACCGAAAAUUAACUUGGCGUCCUACCUGGAAGUUACAGAGAAACGUGAUUUCGUCCAGGCCUCCGGAGGGAAGCACUUUAUCGGCAGCGCCGGACUAGAUUUUCUCUCGACAGCGGCACGGGCCAAAAUCCUCAACUCACAAGAGGUCCACGUGAUGAAGGGCAGCACCAUCAACCUGUCCUGUGUGGUCAACGUCCACGCUUCGUCCAUCUCAUGGUACCACGGCUCAUCAGUGGUUGACUUUGACUCGGCCCGAGGGGGCAUCAAUCUGGAGACGGAAAAAACCGAGGGCGGCACCAGCAGCCGGCUGAUGCUGACGAGGGCUACCCUGAGGGACUCGGGCAACUACACCUGCGUUCCCACGGCAGCCAUCUCCGCCAGUGUGCAGGUUCACGUGCUAAACGGUGAACACCCGGCUGCAAUGCAAACCAGCAGCGGACAACUUUGCUGUCCGGCUUCGUGUUACGUGCUUGUUUUUAUACUAGCGUCACUAAAUAGUUGUAAUUUAAGUAAAUUAAUCUACUUCAUAUCAGUCAUGCACGAAGCAAUUUGCUUCGUGCUCGUGUCAACGACAGUCAGUCUUCUAAUUUGUAUCCGUCGCCGGUUCGUCUGCAGUCGUCCUGUCGCUCCUCCCAGCAGUAAUAGCAGUUACGACAUCCGAUCAGUUUCUUCCUGUCAUCUAAGCUCGCUUCGCAUCUCCAGUCUGAGAAAGGACAGAGGGGCGCAUUUGAAUCGGGAACCGACACUGCAGCAGAAAAGAUGAUCCCCACGCUACUAUUCAUGGGAAAUGCAGAACCUGUCUCAUCUUCAUCAUCAUCCUCAUCCUCAUCGUCAUCAUCACCAUCAGCCUCCCGUUCCCAUUAUCAUCUUUAUCCUUAAGAGCAGCAGUAGCAUGAUCGUUCUCUUCCAUCAUUCCAUCAGCGACGUUUGUUGUGUCUGUGAAUAAAUAGUAGGUACAUAAAUAAAUAAAGUUAGCAAAAUAGUGACUCAUAACCUAGGAUAAUGACAGCCAACCAGGCAUCGCUUGGAAGACCGAGGGAUCUUAUUCUCUCUCUGUUUCCAUCAGAAAACUAAAUGUAGUGUUAACUGAACCGAGACAAUUUUUCUUACAACCCACCCCAUUCUGUACCAUCCGCUUUUGCUUUUCCGAGCAAAGAUAUCCAACGCUGUUGAGGCAUAGUAAAAGGUGACAGUUUGCUGGACGUGGGUGAGCUGACUGAUGUUGCCUCGUGCAGCCGUCAGCUCAUUCAACCAGGAGCUGCUAGCUUGAUGAAUUACGUGGCAAUCGAUUGUGGACUCUUCGAAGCAUACCAAAUUAGAAUUCGAAGCUGAUCGAAGCCUAGAGUCUAUAAGGCGUUGAAUUUAAUUCAAAUCGAAAGGAAAUACAAACGACAAACCUUUUACAGUGCCUCAUCCAAGCGGUCUUCCUUUUUUGUUUUGUGAAUAAAACAUAACUACAAUUAUAAAACUAAACGAAAAAUAGUUUCCCCCACUGGGAGAAGAGCAAAACUCGAUAAUUAGAUAACAGAUAAAACAAUAAGAGAAUGAAAUUAGAGCGGUUGUAAAUUAUGCAGAGCAAACGGAACCGGUAAAAUCGCCCACAGACUGGCCAUGGAUGGAAUUGUAAAUGUAUCAAUGUUAAGUUUUUAAUUUUUAAUCCACACUACGAACCCAAAAGCUGUACAGAAUAAUGGAACAGAAGAAGCAAACAAAAAAAGUCCUGCGUCCUACUACGAAGUGUUAGUAUAAAUCAUUACUGAGUGACAAAGUGUUCUCAACAAAGAAGAAAAAAUUACCGUAAAAUCCUACUCGCUAAGCGAUAGUUAAUAGCAAUCAACUAUAAAAAUAGAUUCGAACGAGAAAAAAGGGGCGUUUGCAAAACUGCAUUAAAUCAAAAUUAAACCACAACCGCAAGUUUUUUGCGAGCGCGGAUGGACAGUUGAAAAGCUACUGUAUUGAAAAGCGACCUUCACCGACCAGAAGAAGCUCGCUUCGGCGAAGGCCGAACCGUAAAGUUGCUGAACCGAAACAUGAUGAGGCUAUAGAAACCGCCGUACCAGAAACUAGGUUGUACUUAAACUUGACGAAAUGAAAAGCUCGGGCGUACGGGCGGAUAGAAAAGAAGACUAGAGUGGCGAAUGCGAGCAAAAGUAUGGCAACUUUUAAAUUAUAGAAAUGCAGCGGGGAAUCUGCGUACAAUAAAACGGCCAUAGAAGCACUCUGCAAACUGGCUACAAGAGCCACAAUAGUGAAAUAAAAAGAAACAUAAGAUCAAAGAUGAAAUUUUUAAAUAGUACAUAAGUUGGGUGGAACAUGAAACGAAUCAUUUGAGAAUAAUAAAAAAAAACAGUAGAAAAAUUGACCAAAA
Molecule: messenger RNA, 5002 nt
Organism: Wyeomyia smithii (pitcher-plant mosquito)
Lineage: Eukaryota; Metazoa; Arthropoda; Insecta; Diptera; Culicidae
Gene: dpr7
Exons: 9
Coding region: 2027-3397 (456 amino acids)
Biological process (GO): synapse organization
Cellular component (GO): neuron projection membrane
Source: RefSeq, a predicted model, not a curated record